Molecule: messenger RNA, 3558 nt
Organism: Physella acuta
Lineage: Eukaryota; Metazoa; Mollusca; Gastropoda; Physidae
Product: C-type mannose receptor 2-like
Source: RefSeq, a predicted model, not a curated record
AUGGUUUCUGCCAUGAAGCUUGCAGCUGUGUUUAUUCUUGUAUGGCUGGAUUAUUGUGACUCUAUAGUGAUGAUUAAUUCAGGUUCUCCCUCGGACUGUCCCUUCACCUGGGUAUCCUACCCCAACAGCGACUUCUGCUACAAGUUCUGGAAAAGGACCCUGCCCAUACCACGUGACAAGGCCGUCCAUGUUUGCCGGCUGGUGGGGUCAGAGUUGGUGACCUUUGAUUCACAGGAGGAGCUGACGUGGCUGAUAUCCCAAGGCAAACUGUAUCAAACGUUCCGGCCAUACCCUGAAUGGUGGAUUGAUGUCCGCUACACAGAGAAGGGGCUGGUGGAUACGAACGGUGAUCCAUAUCAUAUCCAGUUCCCAACUACUGCGUUUUACCAGCCGUCCUUGACCGUACCUUGCGGGUACAUCUCAAAUGAUGACGUCAGGUUCGACAACUGUACCCAACACACCGGAGUUAUUUGUAAACAGCGGAAAGAUACUGUCUUGUUGUGUGACUACGACGACGGGUGGGUCGCAGUCAACGGCUCAUGUCUGCGUCACUCGGUCGUCAAGAAGACAUGGAACGACGCAAUAACAACUUGUGAGAAACUACAAAGUGCUCUCGCCACAGUCGACAACUCAAUCAGGACAUCAUUUGUAUUCCACGAGUCAAUGUUUCGCAUCUCAUGGGUGGGAUUCCAGCAGUCGUCUAGUGGGGCUUUCACAUGGAGCAACGGAACUCCUGUAAAUACUUCUUUACUACAGCCACAAUCAACCCCCAAAAGUGGCAAGUCGGAAAGAUGGUCCCUAGAUAACUGUAGUUACCUGAACGUGAGCAGUGCCAGUGAGUACCGUCUGGGUACUGGUGGCUGCAUGGAGACCCGGGAGUUCACGUGCGAGAAGAUGCAGGGCCAGUGUCCCGAUGGAUGGCUCAUCUACAGGUCGACCUGCUUCAAGUUUUUCCCAAGAAUUGAGAUGACCUGUAUGGAAGCCAGGAAUUAUUGUCUCUCUCUGGACGCUGACUUGCUCAAAAUCUUAUCGGCAGGUAUUCAGAUGAAAGUUAACGAACUUCUCUCAGAAUUCGAAGCAAUGUCUGUCAAUUAUUUCUGGAUUGGAAUAUCAGAUUUUCCUGGCAUGGAGUUCUUCAAAUGGGUAGACGGAACCCCAGUCAGUAACUAUGACAACUGGAGCUUAAAUCCCCCAGUGAAUGUCGCUGGUCUACAGGAGUGUGCCUAUAUUGACACAGCCGAUCCUUUAGGCAAGUGGCGAGUGGACAGUGCUCUACGGUACAAACCUUUUGGCUGCAGUAGAGCUGCCAGUAAACCAAUAGGUCACGCCAACCUUAGACCAGGUGAAGCAGACUGUGAGGACGGCUGGAGAGUCGUUGGUGACUCCUGCAUCUACAUCAGUGGCGUCAUCACUGACUGGGUAGACGCAACUACAAAAUGUGCGUCUUUGAACAGUCAAGUUGCCGUCAUUAAGACACAAGACGCCUACAGAAAUUUGGCCGAUCCGUACAGUGAAAAAUGUGGCCAAUCUUGGGUUGAAAGGUCAGGGACAGACUUUUGUUACCAGUUUAGAGACUUGAGCACAACAUGGGAUGAAGCAGUGAUGAUUUGCAGCAACCAGAAUGGGAGCUUGGCCAGCAUCACGUCACAGGAGGAACAGAGGUUUAUAGAAGUGGGUGAUGCUGCCGUGACCAUAGAGGUACAAACUACACCUCCAGGAGUGUCAGGGUCAGGCUACAUGGGCUGUCCAGCAGGAUGGGACCUGUACAACAGCCAGUGCUACAUGACCCAGGUCCAGCACGUGACGUGGAGUGAGGCACAAGCCUGGUGUAAAGAUCAAAACUCACAUCUCGCUAAACUUGAAUCGUUCAGGGAGAACUUCUUCCUCUGGGGCAGUUUACCGCAAACCAGCCCAGAAAGCGGAUUCUGGAUCGGUUUGAAAAAAAACCAUUCGGACAAAAUCUUUCGAUGGACGGACAACUCUGCUGCAUCACUCACAAACUGGAACUAUGAUUCUCAAAUCACUCAGAUCUCAUUGACAAGUGUGGGGCCGUGUGUUGCUGUGAACACGAGGGAUGGGAAAUGGGAUGAAGUUGACUGUAACACCAAGAUGGCGGGAUACGUCUGUAUGAGACCAGCUGAAACACUGAGUUAUCCUUCCUUGCCCUUCUACAGGGUCGGAUGUAGUUAUGACAGCUUCGGUUACGGGCCUUCGUGUUUCACAGUUUAUGACGCGGAGAAGACCUGGGAUGACGCCCAGUCUUCCUGUCAGUCAGUCAAAGGUCAUCUGGCAGUCAUUCCUGAUGGUCAAACGAAUGCCUUCAUCAAGUCCCAGCUACCGGAAGAAAGAAGUUCCUACUGGAUCGGUUUGUCAACUACCAGUGACAGCAUCGCUUGGGUCAAUGACCAGAUUAUCACCUAUCUUCCAAUUAGCCUUGUGUCCAGCUACGUAUCCCUCAACGCCUGUUACGUCAUGGACUCUUCUGCCUGGUUAAACAGCUGGUACGAUAGAGAAUGUGAUGGUAACGAAUCUUUUAUCUGUCAGUCAAGUCGCCAAGGGUACAUCAGACCAUCGGUCACGACAUCCACGUCAUCCACACAGACGUGUCCACAGAACUGGAAGCUGUUUGGGGACCGCUGCUAUUACAUCUCCCUGGACAAGCAGAGCAUGCGAGAUGCCGAGAGGGCCUGCCAGAGUUUUGGCACUAGCCUAGCCAGCAUCCACACUGACCACCAGACGAUUCUACUCACCUAUGAAUUCUCCAGGUUAAGUGAUUCCAGAAGUUUCUGGAUAGGCCUCUACAUGGACAACGGAUCCACAGCAUGUUCCGGCCCGUCCUGGACUUACUACAAUGGGUUCUGCUACUACGUCAGUGCCGACCUCAGGGACUGGCAUGGUGCCAGAUCCACGUGCCUGUCGCUCGGAGCUGACCUGGUCAGCGUGCACUCACUGGACGAAGAACAUGCUCUGUCCACUCUGAAAUCGGAUGUCUGGUUGGACGAGUCGUGCACUGCUUUGACAAGGUUUGUGUGCAAGAGGAGAGGUCAAGAGGUCAAUGACCCCUCCAGCAGCCCUACCCCAGCGACCAGCAGUCCGGGGUCUGGAACUACAGACACUGACCCAGGGGAAGAUGGAAUCUGUCCUCACAAGUUUUUCAGCUUAGCGGUCAGCAGGAAGUGCUAUUACCUCAGUGACAAAAGACUGGACUGGUCAAGUGCCAGACAGGCCUGCAAGAACAUGAGCACUGCCGUGAACGUCACGUUGGCAUCAAUAAACAGCCAGGUGGAUCAAGACAUGGUCAUCAUGCUAGCGAGAGAAUAUAAACAAGAUUUCUGGAUUGGGUUCAAUAACACAGACAGAAGCGAGUUCCAAUGGGUGGAUGGUUCACAGGUGACCUUCGUCAACUGGGGUCGCAGAGAGCCAAGGGUGCCAUCCCAUUACAGUUAUUAUGUUUCUCUGUUUCAUUCUACACGCACUUCAACCCCCAGCUGUUUCAUUCUACACUCAACAUCAGACGAGUCCAUCGCCCCACUUUAUGUUUGUAAGAGGCCAGUAUAG